AAAUGAUAUAUAGUCUCAUCAAAUCAGUUUUUCAAUAUCUAUCUAUCUACCACUUUACCACAUGAAUGAUGGACCUAAACAAUCAUAUAAGACUUGCUCUCUUGCUCAUCUUCAUGUGCUUAUCUAUCAAUUUUGAAGCAAAUGAAUGUUCAAACCAAACUUCAUCACUGAAAAAUCAGAUUCUUGAGGUUGCUAACAACCCCAACACAGUGAAAUGGAUGAAGCAAAUAAGAAGAGAAAUCCAUGAAUAUCCAGAACUUGGAUAUGAGGAAUUCAGAACAAGUUCUGUGAUAAGGCGUGAGCUUGACAAGUUAGGUAUAUCUUAUCAAUGGCCUGUUGCUAAAACUGGAGUUGUUGCUAAAAUUGGUUCUGGAUUUCCUCCAUUUGUUGCUCUUAGAGCUGACAUGGAUGCUUUGCCAAUUCAGGAACUUGUUGAUUGGGAUCAUAAGAGCAAAGUAGAUGGGAAAAUGCAUGCUUGUGCACACGAUGCCCAUGUUGCGAUGCUUCUCGGUGCUGCAAAGAUACUGCAAGAAAUGAAAAAUAAAUUAAAGGCUACUGUUGUUCUUAUAUUCCAACCAGCGGAGGAAAAAGGCAUAGGUGCGAGAGACAUGAUCCAAGAAAAUGUGCUUGAAGAUGUAGAGGCUAUUUUCGGAUUGCAUUUAGCGACACAGUAUCCCUUAGGUGUUGUUGCAUCACGACCGGGGGAUUUUUUAGCAGGAUGUGGAAGCUUCAAAGCAAAGAUCAAAGGGGGUUUAGCGGAAAUUCCGCAGCAUUGUCUUGAUCCUGUUUUGGCCGCUUCAAUGUCGGUGAUUAGCUUGCAAAACAUUGUUUCAAGGGAGGUGGAUCCUUUAGAUUCCCAGGUAGUUUCUGUGGCAAUGGUACAUUCAGAGUCUGCUCACGAACUCAUUCCUGAUUCAGUAACAUUUGGAGGCACUUAUAGAGCAAUAAGCAAAAAGAGCUUCAAUGCACUAAGGCAAAGGAUAGAGGAGGUUAUCAAAGGGCAAGCAAAAGUACAUAGGUGCACUGCAGAGGUUGAGUUCUUUGGUAAAGAACAUCCAACAAUCCCUCCAACUACAAAUGAUGAGAGAAUACACCAACUUGGAAGACAAGCAUCAAGUAUGAUUGUUGGAGAAGAGAACAUAAAAUUAGCACCAACCUACACAGCAAGUGAAGAUUUUGCAUUUUACUUGGAAAAAGUUCCCGGCUCAUUUUUCCUCUUAGGUAUACAAAAUGAGAAGGUUGGAUCCAUAUAUUCAGCUCAUAGUCCUCACUAUUUUAUUGAUGAAGAUGUUCUUCCAAUUGGUGCUGCGAUACAUGCAGCAUUUGCUCUUUCAUAUCAUUCACAUUCAACAAUUUCUUAUCUUUAGUAACUCUUAAAUUUAAUUAUCUACCACUUAUAUGUGAACAAUUAAUAAUAUCAGAUGUUAGAGGAGAAAUUAUAAUAGAGGCAUGUUAAAUUUGAUGAACCUUGCUAUUACAAACUAGUAUUAAAUAAAUAUUAAAUA
Messenger RNA from Medicago truncatula (barrel medic), 1505 nucleotides. RefSeq names its product IAA-amino acid hydrolase ILR1-like 4. Gene Ontology annotation, biological process: auxin metabolic process. Gene Ontology annotation, cellular component: endoplasmic reticulum. The record is from RefSeq and is a predicted model, not a curated record. Bases 66 to 1367 code for a protein of 433 amino acids. Gene Ontology annotation, molecular function: IAA-Ala conjugate hydrolase activity. The transcript has 5 exons. Lineage: Eukaryota; Viridiplantae; Streptophyta; Magnoliopsida; Fabales; Fabaceae.